Messenger RNA from Drosophila rhopaloa, 223 nucleotides. Its product is annotated as drosomycin-like. Gene Ontology annotation, biological process: defense response. The record is from RefSeq and is a predicted model, not a curated record. The transcript has a single exon. Bases 11 to 223 code for a protein of 70 amino acids. Lineage: Eukaryota; Metazoa; Arthropoda; Insecta; Diptera; Drosophilidae.
UCAACCAAAAAUGAUGCACAUCAAAUACUUUUUCGCCCUCUGCGCUGUCCUGAUGCUGGUGGUCCUGGGAUCCCACCAAGCGGAUGCCGACUGUCUCUCCGGAAAAUACAGGGGUCCCUGUGCCGUCUGGGACAGAGAGACCUGCCGUAGACUGUGCAAGGAAGAAGGACGAGUCACAGGACACUGCAGCUCCAGGCUGCAAUGCUGGUGCGAAGGAUGCUGA